AGAAAAGAUAGGGCAAUGUAAGCGGAUCCAACUUGAUGACUCAUUCAACCCUUUAUCCACCACCAUCUGUCUUAUCCCGAAGCAUCAGGUUCGUUGAUUAUAUAAAGAUGAAACAUGCUUGGUUUCCUUUUUCCACUCGAAUAACCAAAGUUGUCGAGCAUCGUCAGAAAAUAGAUACGAAUAGAAUUAGCAACAAAUUAGAAAUAGCAGCCUAUAACUAUCAAGUAGAGUAAGCCAACCAGGCGUUAGCAAACAAACAAGAUGCAGGCUGUGAAGGAGAAGAUCCAAGAUAUGAAGGACAUGCGCAAGGUCAAGGCGGAAGCCAAAGCUGAGGAGAAGGCGGAGCAGGAGGUGGCAAAAGCGAGGAUGGAGGUUGCAAAAGAGGUUCGAUUGGCGAGGGAGGCACAAGCAGAGAUGCAACUCCAUGUUGCUAAAGCCGGGGAAAAGGCUGUGACACAGACUCCCCCUGUGGAUGCUGCUGAAUGCACCACCACAACCACUCAUAACACCACCACCAAGAAGAUGGCUUGAUUGGUUUAUGGACCACCCUAACCAAAUAUUGUAGCUAGAGACAUUCACAAUAUGAACAAUUUCGUUUAGUAUUUUCUUUCAUUUUUGGUACCUACUUUCUUCAUUUAUAGGACCUCGAUUGUACUUUUGUCCAUGGUAGUAGAAUUAGGAGGACACACUAAAUUAAUUAAAUAGUACCAUUACUAUUAUGGUUUCUUUCUUCUCUCUAUUAA
Molecule: messenger RNA, 743 nt
Organism: Linum tenue
Lineage: Eukaryota; Viridiplantae; Streptophyta; Magnoliopsida; Malpighiales; Linaceae
Source: the annotation of a GenBank genome assembly